This is a messenger RNA of Glycine soja, 4034 nucleotides long. RefSeq lists its product as uncharacterized. The transcript is spliced from 6 exons. The coding region runs from base 1646 to 3586 and encodes 646 amino acids. Lineage: Eukaryota; Viridiplantae; Streptophyta; Magnoliopsida; Fabales; Fabaceae. The record is from RefSeq and is a predicted model, not a curated record. Gene Ontology annotation, molecular function: chromatin binding.
GUGGAUUUCAUAAAGAAACCAUUAUCACCCUCUACUUCUAUGACAUUUACUACCUAAGAAUGAGGUUCUUUGAUGAUAAUUGAGAAAUCCCCUUCUUGUUCUUGCAUUUUCUGCUGCAAAUUCUCAGUCUCUUCCACCCUGAUCUCCUCUACCACCCCGGCAUCAAUGGUUUUCGAGUCUUUGUCUUUGACACCAAGCUCCGCCCCACAAUGGGUGCCAAUUCUCUCAUUGGCCGAACCCUCAAGGACUUUUACUGAAUCACUGUCUUGCCGUGACUUUGUUACUCACGCACUCAACUGCAAAGUCGAUACUGUCUGCAUGGGUUGUUAGUUCUCUUUUUCGAACUCAAGACUGAUGCCCUUUUUCUUGAUCAGCAAUUGUAGCAUCUGUUUGAUCUCUUUAAUUCCAUCAAUGGUUUUCUUGAUCUUGAUUUCAGAGGGCCGCUCCUCCAUGCUUGCCUCCCUUUUAACCUCAAGAAUGUUUUUUGAACUUUUUAGUCGUUCCAUGCUUCAACUCUGAAAUGCCAAUUUUGCAAGAAUGAUGGUGCAACCCACAAGAAUUGGGUCCCUCUUCCUCAUUGUCCUCAUUAGACCAGUUAUUGUCAUUGUUCUCUUCCAGCUUCAUGUCUCUGUUGAUCGAGUUUUUCCUACCAUCUGAAGGUGUCUUUCCUUUCUUGAAUUCAAGAAGUAAUUCCUUGAUUUGCCUCAUGUCCAACAAUCUUUCUUUUAUGAGAUCCAUGUCUGUUUUUAGGUCUAUAAUCAUGCUUGCUGGCCAAUUUCUCCAAAGCGCUCAUGAUGCAAGCUCCAUUGGAGCUUGUAGGCCUAGGAGUUUUCUAUCCAAUGCCCUUGCGGGGUAGGAUUGCAUCAGCUCACUCUGGUCUCCAUUGUGCAACUCGGAUUCGGCAGGUCAGACCAAUUGUUAGGAACCAAGAAUUAAAAUGAAAAAGAAAAGAAAGGAUUUUAUUGGCUAGUAAGAAAAGAACAGAAAAUAGGAGAGAAAACUCUGCUCCAAGGGUUUUCCUUUCACAAAGAGCUAAUGCUCAAUCUACAAAUGAUAGGAUCUCCCUCUUUCCUAUCCUUCUUCCCCUAUUUAUAUCUAAUAAACCCCUCUAUCUAACUAUCUAAUCAAUAUCCUAACUGUAGUAACUAACUUAUUGAUAGUCUAACUAUGUUAACUAACUUUCCCUUCUCCUUAUAUCCUAACAGUAUAUAUGCUGAAAAAUAAAGAAAAAAGUACCUAAAAUUAAAAAGAAGUCAUUGGUGUUUUGCCUUUCUUUUAGAGAUUCAAGACAGAAUAGAGAAGAAAGAGAGCAGUUGGUUUUAUGAAAUGUUGAUUGUGAAUAGGCCACAACAGUGAAGAAAUCACCCAGAAUUGGUCGGAAAAGGGAUGGAUAUUUGAGAACCAGUGAGAACAGAGUCUGGAUGCCGGAAAUUGGCCAGAAAAGUGCUGCACGGAAGCAUGCAACAAUGAGCCAUGGUGUAAACUCGCGGGGGAGUGUGGAAAAGAGUUCUACAGAGUCUAGGGCUUACACUUGCAGGGGCACACAAACGAAUGUGUACAGCUGGAACAUUCAGCACAAGCCGAUGAAUCUCUCAAGACUUUAACGCCUGGGAUCAAUGUCAAUAAUAGAAUUUUACCUGAUAAAAUGAUUUCUAGGAAACUAAAAUUCCAAAGUUCAGAUAUUGAAUGGUCAGGCUUUUCUUGGUUUUGUGCUAAACAGCUGAAGCACUACUCUGGGUUUUGCAGGAAUGGAACAACCAUAAAUGUUCAUUCAUUUGUAUACAUUAUGGCUGAAGAAGAAAACCACUAUCUUGGUUACUUGGAAGAUAUGUAUGAAGACAAGAAGAGACAAAAGAAAGUGAAGGUACGGUGGUUUCACCGUGGUCAGGAAGUUAAGCAUGUGAUUGCACAGCUGAAGCUGCAAGAGGGAGAGGUUUUCAUCACACCUCAUGUGCAGGUGAUUAGUGCUGAGUGUGUCAAUGGUCCUGCAACAGUUUUGACUCCUAAGCAUUAUGAGAAAUACCUAGCUGCUGUGUCUCAUACCUCUUUAUCUGAGAUCCAUAUGUGCUUUAGGCAGUUUAAAAACAAUAAGCUUAAGCCCUUUGCACUUACAAAGUUGCGUGGAUAUAGUAACCAAUCUGUUGUUUCUAGUUUGAAUAGUUCUACUCACUCCAAGAGAAAAGCAAAGUUCGAAAAAUCGCACACAGGUGAUGAUGAGAACUUCACUCAAGAUGAUCCUUUAAGGUCCAGCAAUAAGAGGGUUAGAAGUUCUAAGGAUCAUGUACUUGAAAAGGGUUUUUCUGGUCUGCAAAUCUCUCUUCCUACGAAAGAAAUGGCAAAAUGUGAACCAAAAUACCCUAGUUUAAAAUUAAAACUAUCGAGAAAAACAAUGGGUAUUAAGGUUAUUGGACCAAAGCCUCAACUGUCUUUUCAGGUUGGUGCAAAGAUAGAGGUUCUCUGUCAAGAUAGUGGCAUCAGAGGAUGCUGGUUUAGAUGUAAAAUCUUGAGUAUGUCUCCGAGGUUGCUGAAGGUCCAGUAUGAUGAUUUGCUGGAAAUAGAUGGACCACAGAAACUAGAGGAAUGGGUCCCUGCGUCUAGAGUGGCAGCUCCUGGCAAAUUGGGAAUGCGAUGUUCAGGCCGCUUAACAGUACGACCAUGCCCUCCUGAAUAUAAUACAGGUCAUACUUUUGAAAUUGGAGCACCAGUGGAUGCAUGGUGGUGUGAUGGAUGGUGGGAAGGUGUCAUAACUGCAGUUAAUGUCAGUGGAGAUGGAAUCCUGCAGGUUUAUACCCCUGGCGAAGAGAGGUUCCUAAAGGUCGAGAAGAAGAACAUUCGGAUUUCACGGGAUUGGAUCAAUAACAGGUGGGUUGAUAUACAGGGAAAGCCUGACAUUUGCAGCUAUUUACCUUCAAAUGUCAGGUCCAGUAUCAGGAUGUCAGCUAAUUCUGCAGCGGUAGAUGCAUCUAUGUCUGAUUGCUCUGCAAUAUUAGAAAGUAAAGCAUCGACAAUUGCCAAAGUUGAAGUUGCUAAGAAGGUUGAGCCAGAAUUAUCUGGUUUGGAAGCACCUGUUGACCUGGAAAAUAAGAAGGGAAUAACUUUGAGGGAGCCACUCUAUGCCAUUCAUGAAGACAAGGAUAACAACUCUGGUGGUAUCAGGAUGUCAGCUAAUUCUGCAGUGGUAGAUGCAUCUAUGUCUGAUGGCUCUGCAAUAUUAAAAAGUAAACCAUCAACAAUUGCCAAAGUUGAAGUUGCUAAGAAGGUUGAGCCAGAAUUAUCUGGUUUGGAAGCACCUCUUGACCUGGAAAAUAAGAAGGGAAUAACCUUGAGGGAGCCACUCUAUGUCAUUCAUGAAGACAAGGAUAACAACUCUGGUGGUGGCUGUGAUGACGACGAAGCUGACAAGGCUGUGAAGACACUUCUGGCCUUAAAUGAACACAAGGAUAAGAACUCAGGUGGAGGCAGUGACAGUGACACUGACAAUGAUGAUGUUGACAUUGAUACUGACAAUGAUGAUGAGGAUAGUGGGGAAGAUUUUAACUGUUCUGAACCAAAACUCGAUGCAGCAGAAGCAAUACAAGUUGCAUGAUGAAUAUAUGAUAGAGCUAAAUGGGGAAUUUUUUGCUCUCCUACUGAUUAUACCUGAAGGUGGAAAUCAACUUGUAUAUAAAACAAAAUGAAGCCCUGAGGUAAUUAUAUAUGCAGCAUGAUAAUGAUUUUCAAGUUUCUGACUUAAGGAUAAUAGUAGUGUAUAGCAUUAUAGCUUAUGGUUUUUGGGUUCAUGAGAUCAACUUCUAUAGGAUGAUAUUAAUAUAUAUAAUUUAGGCUCCAUGUUAAGUCAUGGGUUGGUAAAUGCGCAACUGCACAUAUCAGUUGAAACUGCAUAUCGUAGAGUUAGCCCAUGAUUAAAAUUUGUAAUUUAUGAUUUUCAGCAGUAUGGGCUUUUGACCAUGAAACUUACAGGAUUACAGAAUUACAAAAUCUUCCGCCAUGCCUAGAUUUUUCUAUCUCAAUUUAAGAGGGGAUGAAUGUUUUAA